This is a messenger RNA of Hordeum vulgare subsp. vulgare (domesticated barley), 1184 nucleotides long. RefSeq lists its product as uncharacterized. The record is from RefSeq and is a predicted model, not a curated record. The coding region runs from base 334 to 966 and encodes 210 amino acids. NCBI's taxonomy places the organism in Eukaryota, Viridiplantae, Streptophyta, Magnoliopsida, Poales, Poaceae. The transcript has 2 exons.
ACGCAAGUCACACGGUGACAUGUCACAUGGUCUUUCUUCCCCAGAAUCGUCUCUCUCGGGAUCCUCCCAGAUCCCAUCUCCCCAACCGCAGUCGCGUAGCAAUCCGCGGCUUCCCCGAGCCUAUGGACGCGUCCGACGGCCCGCAGUGGCCUUCGUGUGCGCGACCAUAGGAGCGCUCAAGCCCAAGGCCCCGCCGGAACCCCGCAUCUCUCAUGCCAGGCGAGAACCAGUACCCUCGCCCGCAACCCCGCACCAGCAUGCUCAUGCGCGCCAUGGCCCCGACCAGCUCGAGCUGGAGCGUGGAGCUCCACUACGCCGGCCACCAGAGAAGCCAUGGCCGCGCCCACGACCUUCUCCACGCUCGGAAUUUCCUCGGACCGAGGGGAUUUGGUCCCCAGCGACCAGAUCCGGCGCCCCAACUCCCCUUUUCCCCCGUGCACCAGUGCUCCAAGGCCGGCCCUUCUGCAUCUCGCCUCGCCGGAGCUGCAGGAGAUAGUCGUGGCGUACCCGAGCUCCGCCCGUCGCCGUUAUGCACGUCACCGGCUGCCCAAAACCUUGGGGAGGAGCUCAUCCUCCACGCCCCGAAGGCCCAGCUGCCAAGAACUGCUGCAGGUGCCUCUGCUCGUUAGAAGGAGACGAACUCCGGCGCCUCUUGUGGUUGCAUUGACCUCGGCCUCGCUCGCUGGGAUCCAUCCCAGCUCCAAGGCCUGCCUCCAUCAAGAGAGGCACAAGGCCCAACGCCUUUUGCUUCCACGACAAGCCAGGGACGACAUCGCCAUGGCCAUUGGUCUCCCGUCUCCCCGUUGUGAGCAAUCCCCCAUAGCUGGAACUCUUUUUGUGUGUACAUCCGAGUUGGCCAGCGCAGUAAACAUGGAAGCAAGGGGUCUGGGGUUCGAAUCCCAGCCAACAGGGUUCGAAUCCCAGCCAACCCUAUUUUCUGUUUUUGUUCUAUUUUGUUAUUUUUAGGUUAGCCCCUUAUACAGUUUCAUAUUGUGUGUUUUGCCUCAUCCAGGAAGUCAUGGGUUUGAGUCCGAUGUAGCUCAAAUUUUUGCCAUGUUUUUCCUUUGGACACGCACACGCAGACUUGGGCCAAUUCCAGCCCUGGCCGCUGCACUAUGUUGCAAUUCGGCCUAUGUUUUUUUCCUCGUACAAUUUCAUCAUUAACCUAGACAUGCAUUGUUGUA